Messenger RNA from Topomyia yanbarensis, 1515 nucleotides. RefSeq names its product 3-ketodihydrosphingosine reductase (gene Kdsr). Gene Ontology annotation, cellular component: endoplasmic reticulum membrane. The transcript is spliced from 3 exons. Gene Ontology annotation, biological process: sphingolipid biosynthetic process. Gene Ontology annotation, molecular function: 3-dehydrosphinganine reductase activity. Lineage: Eukaryota; Metazoa; Arthropoda; Insecta; Diptera; Culicidae. The record is from RefSeq and is a predicted model, not a curated record. Bases 164 to 1159 code for a protein of 331 amino acids.
CGCUUCAGUGUUUGGUAAACCGAUUUUUGGGGAGAAAAAUUUUGCCCUACCGCCGGCUAUAUAGAUCGCCUCUUCAAAAAACUAAUUUUUAUUCACUUAAAAAGCCAUAGAAAACAGUAAACUAAUCUACGAUAACACAGUAAUCGACACUGACUCAGUAACGAUGGAUCACCAAACGGAGAUCAUUAUUACCGUGCUGGGUAUUGCGUUCAUUCACGGACUAAUUUUCUAUUUGGUGUCCCGAAAAUCUCGCACCAACAUCCGUGGCAAACAUGUCGUGGUGACAGGUGGAUCCAGUGGAAUCGGUCUUUGGGCAGCGAUCGAAUGUGUGCGCCUUGGUGCCGAUAUUACGAUAGUAGCUCGAAAUGUUCAACAGCUCGAAAAUGCCAAACAACAACUACUCGAGCGAAAGGUCCGCGAUGAUCAAAAGAUCGAGUACAUUUCGAUUGAUCUGACCAAGAGCUACAACACGGUCGUGACCAGCUUUGAGGACAUAGAGAACCGUUUGGGUCCGAUUUUCAUGCUUGUUAACUGUGCCGGAAUGGCUGUAUGUGGAACGAUUGAGAAUACUUCAAUUGAGGACGCCAAACUUAUGAUGGAUGUUAAUUACUUUGCAACCUUCUAUCCGACACGUUUUGUCCUACCGAAAAUGAAACAGGCCAAGGAAGGAAUUAUAGUGAUCACAGCUUCCCAGGCCGCACUGGUUGGACUGUACGGUUACGGAGCUUACGCCGCAUCGAAGUUUGCCCUUCGUGGUCUAGCGGAAACAAUUGCCAUGGAAGUGAAACACUGCGGAGUGAGCGUUACGUUGGCCCUUCCCGCCGACACUGACACACCUGGGCUGGCACGGGAGAACGAAUCAAAACCGAUCGAAACCAAGAUUAUUUCCGGCUCCGGUGGGCUAGCCAAACCGGAGGACGUGGGAAGAAAAAUUGUGCACGAUGCGUUGAAAGGUUCAUUCUUCUCGAUUUUAGGCAUUGAAAGCUGGAUUUUGAGUACAUUGUGCGUCGGAAUGGCUCCGUGGAAGGGUCCAGUGCUGUGUAUCUUGCAGUUUUAUUUGCUCGGACCGCUGCGCUUGCUCGGAUUGCUGAUUCAGUGGAAUUUCCAACGGAUUAUUCGGAACUGUGCCAAAGAAAAGGACAGGGCAAGGGUCGAGUAAUUCUUGAACUAUCGAUACGCAUAUAGCGGUAGUACAGUAUAGUUAUCAGAACGUUGCAUUUCAGCGAGUAAUCUUUCAAUUCAAUUAUAAGCUGCACCAAAUUCAAUUACAAUUUCGAUAAGAUACACAUAGUAGAGCAAUAAAGUAGUGGUAGUUCGAAAAGUUAAAUGCUUCAUCGCUAGUCUUUAGGCACAAAUAGAAUGACGCGUUGCAAAUGGAAUGUCGAAAGCCUGGUUUGGAAAAUCUAUAAAAUGUUUUCUGAAUCGAACGAAGCUAAGCUGUCCAGAGAGUAAGAUUCAAUAUAAGAUCUGUUUCCAGUUUUUAAAUUAUUAAAACAAGGACGUGAUAUAUCUUUC